Molecule: messenger RNA, 9774 nt
Organism: Melanotaenia boesemani (Boeseman's rainbowfish)
Lineage: Eukaryota; Metazoa; Chordata; Actinopteri; Atheriniformes; Melanotaeniidae
Product: collagen alpha-6(VI) chain-like
Exons: 43
Coding region: 116-8422 (2768 amino acids)
Molecular function (GO): serine-type endopeptidase inhibitor activity
Source: RefSeq, a predicted model, not a curated record
GAGGACUGGGACGCAGAGCAGCUGAUCUGAUCCUCUGAGUCUCCGCUGAAGUGCUCCUGAGCCAGACGUGGUCGUACCUGUGUCAGGAGGACAGAAACCCCAGAGCCAGUACAGUAUGGAGGGGAGGCGGGGCGUCCUUCUCUGCCUCAUCAUAGCAGCGUGUUUCUACGGCAACGCUGCUCAGAGGACAGUUUGCACCCAAGAGGCUGUAGCGGACAUCAUCUUCCUAGUGGACGGCUCGUGGAGCAUCGGCACUGCCAACUUUGAGCAGAUCCGUCAGUUUCUGUUCACGCUGGUCAACAACUUCGACAUCAGUCCCAAUCAUGUGCGCAUCGGCCUGGUCCAGUACAGCAACCACCCACGCACUGAGUUCCAGCUCAACACCUACCAGAGCAAGGAGGAGAUCCUCCAGUACAUCAGUAGAUUGCCAUACAUGGGGGGUGGAACCAACACGGGUCAAGGCUUGAAGUUCAUGCUGAAUGAGCAUUUUGUGACAGGAGCUGGAAGCCGGGCCGAUCAAAGAGUGCCUCAGAUUGCUGUGGUGAUCACUGACGGCAAAUCACAGGAUGAAGUGAAGGUUUACGCUGACAAUAUGAAAAAAAAUGGAAUUGUCGUGUACGCCAUCGGCAUCAAAGAUGCAGAUGAAGCCCAGUUGAUGGACAUCGCAAACAUGCCGCACAGUCAAUACGUCCACAGUGUUUCAGAUUUUAAUGCCCUGCAGGGAAUUUCUCAAAGCAUCAUCCAGACGUUGUGCACAACUGUAGAGGAAGCCAAGCGGCAGCUUCAGCAACUGUCUCAAGAGUGUGCCAGAGCCACCGUGGCCGAUAUCGUCUUCCUGGUUGAUGGCUCCUCCAGCAUCGGUGUUUCUAACUUUGAGGAAAUGAAGCGGUUUCUCCGUAAUUUCAUCUCAGGCCUCGACAUUGGCCCUGACAGAGUUCGCAUUGGCUUGGCUCAGUACAGUGAUGAACCUCAUGAGGAGUUCCUCCUGAAGGAUCACAUGGACUCCAAGUCCCUGCUGGAGCAAGUGGACAAACUAACCUACCGAAAGGGAGGCACAGAGACGGGCAGGGCCAUUGAAUUUGUGAGGGUGAAGUACUUCACACAGGAGGCAGGGAGCCGAGCCCAGCAGCGAGUGCCGCAGAUCGUCGUGGUCAUCACAGAUGGUGAAUCCACAGAUGCUGUGGAGAUACCCGCCCAGCAGCUGAGGCAGCAGGGCAUCAUUGUAUUCGGCAUUGGGGUGGGACAGUUUAACUUGGUGCAGCUCAAGUCCAUCGCUAAUCGGCCUUCACAGCGGUUCAUGUUCACCAUCAAUAACUACCAAGCUCUGAAGGACCUGACGGACGGUUUGCUGCAAACAGUCUGCGUUUCCAUGGAGGACCAGAGGCAAGCUCUGGCAGAAAAGUUUGCAGACAUUUUCUUCCUUGUGGAUGGCGGCAUGUCUCUAGCAGAUUUCCAGCAGGUCCGAAGCAUCCUUACCCGACUGAUCAAUCAGCUCAACUUCGGAGCCUCCGCCUACCGUCUGGGUUUGGCCCAGUAUGCCCAAAAUGUCAAAGUAGAAUUCCUUCUGAAAGAUCACCAAACUAAAGAUGAGAUCCAAGCUGCCAUGAGGCUUUUCCGCCACCUCCGACUUCCAUCCACGGAGAAACGCAACCUGGGCAAUGCGUUGCAGUACGCCAGCACUGAAUUUUUCACCAAAGAGGCUGGAAGCCGAGCAGACAAAGGCUAUCGACAGUACUUAGUGGUUCUGAGUGGAAAAGACUCAGAUGAUCCAAUCUAUAAACAAUCACGUCUGAUUAAAUCAACAGGCGUAACUGUGGUGGGAAUGAGCCUGGGUGUUUCUCUGCAAGAGCUGCUCGUCAUAUCCUCAAGAGGGAAUGCAUUUGAUAGCAUCACCAAUGCAGUUCCUAUACUGAAAGAGAUUUUUCUGAAAGAGGAAGUGGAGGCUGUUUUGACUUCAGAUUGCAAAGUUGCCAAACUGGCCGACAUUGUGUUCAUCGUUGAUGAAUCUGGGAGCAUCGGGGCGGGCAACUUCAAGCUGGUCCGAGCCUUCCUGCACUCGAUUGUCAGCGGCCUGGAGAUCAGCCCAAAAAAAGUCCGCGUAGGUAUCGUAAUGUACAACGUCAGGCCCACAGCGCAGGUCUAUCUCAACACAUUCAGUGACAAGAAAGAAUUGCUGAAGUUCAUCAAAAUCCUGCCUUACACCGGUGGUGGUACCAGGACAGGAGAUGCCCUUAAAUUUGCUCGGGAGAAGGUCUUCAUCAAGGAGAAAGGAAGCAGGAAAGAUAAGGGUGUCCAGCAGGUGGCAGUGGUGAUUACAGAUAGAGAAUCUCAGGACAACGUGAGCCAACCAGCAGCUGAUCUCCGUCGUGCCGGGGUCACCGUUUACUCCAUCGGGGUCCAAGACGCCAACGAGGUGGAGCUGAAACAGAUAGCCUCUCAUCCUCCCAAUAAGCAUGUGUUUGUUGUGGACAGCUUUACUAAGCUGAAAUCUUUAAAGAAGAGCAUGCAAAAAGUCAUCUGCAAUAACAUCAUUCACCAGAGCUUCACGGUCAUUAAUCGAAGAACUGGCAUCAAAGAAGGCUGUGUUCAAACAGAUGAAGCAGACAUUUUCUUCCUCAUCGACCACUCAGGAAGCAUUCACCCCAGUGACUUCCAAGACAUGAAGAAGUUCAUCAUCGAGUUUCUUCAAACCUUCCGUAUUGGGCCAGAACAUGUCCGCUUGGGUGUUGCAAAGUACGCAGAUUCUCCAAACUUGGAGUUUGACCUGACAACAUACGCGGAUGUCCAAGCGCUGGAGAACGCUGUACAGAAAAUUCAGCAAGUCGGAGGUGGAACAGAGACAGGGAAAGCACUGGCCUUCAUGGGGCAAUACUUUGACAGUGCAGUGAUCUCUCGUGGCCACAAAGUCCCUGAAUAUCUGGUGGUCAUCACUGAUGGGAAGUCUUCCGACGAGGUCAAGAUUCCCGCAGAGGGUCUGAGGGCACAGGGUGUUACCGUCUAUGCCAUCGGGGUGAAAAACGCUGACAUGGAUGAGUUGUUGGAGAUUUCCGGCGACCCGAAGAAGAUGUUUUUUGUCAACAAUUUUGAUGCCUUAAAGCCCAUCAAGGAUGACAUCAUCACAGACAUCUGCUCGUCAGAUGUUUGCAAAGACAUACCAGGUGACCUCGUCUUCUUGAUUGACAGUUCUGGGAGCAUUUAUUCAGCAGAUUAUGUAAAAAUGAAAGACUUCAUGAAAUCUGUUAUUGAAAAGUCCUUCAUUGGAAAGGAUGACGUGCAUGUUGGUAUCAUGCAGUUCAGUACUAUCCAGAAACUGGAAUUCCCCCUCAACCGUUACUUUAGCAAAGAGGAAAUGUUGAGAUCCAUAGACAACAUGAAGCAACUGGGUGGAGGAACGCUUACAGGCCAAGCCAUCACAGAUGUGUCCCAGUACUUUAUUUCGACCUAUGGAGGACGUCCAGGUCUGCAGCAGAGGCUGGUAGUAAUAACUGAUGGCGAGGCCCAAGAUGAAGUCAAAAGACCGGCUGAGGCGCUGAGGGCCAUGGGAGUUAUGGUUUAUGCCAUUGGAGUGGUUGAUGCCAACACCACCCAGCUGCUGGAGAUCAGCGGGUCACCAGACAGGAUGUAUGUUGAGAGGGACUUCGAUGCUCUAAAGGAUCUGGAAAGUCAGGUAUCCCUGGACCUGUGUGAUCCAGAGAGAGACUGUAAGAAGACAGAAAGAGCAGAUAUAAUUUUCCUGGUGGACGGCUCCACAAGUAUAACCCUGGAGAAGUUUAAAAGCAUGCAGAAGUUCAUGCUAUCCAUGGUCAACCAAACCACUGUCGGCACAAACUUUACCCGCUUCGGUGUCAUUCUGUACUCCACCAACGCCAACUCCAUCUUCACUCUGAAACAGUACAGCACCAAACGGGAGGUGGCCAAAGCCAUUAGGAACCUGAGGUCUCCAAAUGGAGACACCUACACCGGCAGGGCUUUGGAGUACUCGUUACAGUUCUUUGGUGCUCAGCAUGGAGGUCGGGCUGAGAUGCAGGUGCCUCAGAUUCUCAUGGUGAUCACAGACGGAGAUGCCACUGAUUGGAACAACCUGGUUAGACCAUCAGAGGCUCUGAGAGGCAAAGGAGUCACCGUCAUCAGUAUCGGAGUGGAGGGAGCCAACGUGACACAGCUGGAGACCAUUGCUGGUCAGGACAAGUCCAAAGUAUUCUACGUGGCUGACUUCAGCGCCCUAGAGGGUCUGUACAAGAACAUUACUCAGGUCCUCUGCGAAUCCACCAAGCCAGUUUGUGAGAAACAGCAGGCUGACCUGGUCUUCCUCCUGGAUCAGUCCGGCAGCAUCCAACCCGACGACCACAAAAUCAUGAAGACGUUCACCACCAAUCUGGUGAAAAGCUUCAAAGUCAGCGAGGACUUGGUUCGGAUUGGAGUCGCUCAGUUCAGCGACACUUUCAAGCACGAGUUUUACCUGAACCAGUUCUACACUGAGGACGCUGUGUCGAAGCACAUCCUGAACAUCGAGCAGAGAGGUGGAGGCACCAGAAUCGGAAAUGCUCUGGACUCCAUCAGGGAGUAUUUCAAAGCUUCACGCGGCAGCCGCAUUUCUGCCGGGAUAUCCCAGAAUCUGGUGCUGAUCACAGAUGGAGAUUCCCAGGACGAGGUGGAGGAGCAAGCCGACCGUCUCCGAGCUCUGGGAAUCGAGAUGUUUGCCAUCGGCAUCGGAAACGUCCACGAUUUCCAGCUGCUGCAAAUCGCCGGCAGCCAGGACAGGCUGUUCACCGUGGAGAACUUCGGCAGCCUGGAGAAAAUCAAGGAAAAGGUGGUCAGCACCAUCUGCAAAUCCAAACCUUCGCAAGAACAGACUGACUGCACCAUCGACAUCGCCAUGGGGUUUGAUAUCUCUCAGAGGACCGGCGCUCCUGGUCAGAUGCUGAUCAGCGGCCACAGCAAGCUUCAGACCUUCCUGCCGGAAAUCGCCCACUACGUGUCCUCGGUACCGGGCCUGUGCUGCGUCGGACCCGUCAAGACCAACCUGGCCUACCGAGUGGUGGGCCGUGGCGGUCGCAUCCUGUAUGACUUCAACUUUGAGGGCUACAGCGAGGAUGUGGUGAGGAAGGUCAUGACAUCCAGUUUGACUGAAGCCACUUACUUCAACUCCUUCAUGCUGAGAUCCUUCAAGGAGAAGUUCAGCACUCAGUCCAGGGCGGGGGUGAAGGUGCUGGUGAUCUUCUCGGACGGACUCGAUGAAGAUGUGAUGAAGCUGGAGCAGGAGUCGGAGCUCCUGCGAAAGUCUGGGAUCAGCGCUCUGCUGAUCGUGGCCCUGGAGGGGGCGCGCGACACCGCCCAGCUGCAGAUGGUGGAGUUUGGUCGAGGGUUCGGCUACAAUCUUCCUUUGAGCAUCGGCAUGCAGAGUGUCGGCAGCACCAUCCUCAAACAGAUCGACACGGUGUCGGACAGAGAGUGCUGCAAAGUCGCGUGCAAAUGUUCAGGACACGAAGGUUUACGAGGUUCGCGAGGCCAACCGGGACCAAAGGGUGUCCUCGGACAGAAGGGUCAUCCUGGUUUCCCUGGAGAGCAAGGCAUUUCUGGCGAGAGGGGCCAACCUGGACCAAGUGGACCUCCCGGCAUCCAGGGUUGUUCCGGACUCCGAGGACAGAAGGGAUAUCGCGGUCUCCGUGGAGACAGGGGUGAAGACGGAGAGGACGGGCUGGACGGGAUCGAUGGAGAACAGGGAGUAACGGGACAAGAUGGAGCUCGAGGAGAACGAGGAAACCCAGGAAACCCAGGUAUCCCAGGUAUCAGAGGGGAGGUGGGGCUGCCAGGACAGCGAGGACUGAGAGGAGAUCCGGGUGAACCAGGCAUUGAAAACACCUCACCUGGAGCCAAAGGAGAAGCCGGAAACCAAGGUUUACCGGGUGCAGCAGGACCGGACGGACGUCUCGGUGAGAGCGGCGUCGUCGGAAACCCGGGUCCGGAUGGAAGAAGAGGCACGGCUGGUGUGAAGGGCUCGCCCGGAGAGCCCGGUGCUCCAGGACUGCAAGGCAUCCCCGGAGCUUCAGGUCCACAGGGUCCCAGAGGGGUCAGAGGUCAACCAGGGCCCAUAGGAAUUCCAGGCCUUCCUGGAGCUCAGGGUGCACCAGGACAGCCUGGAAACCUGGGACUAACCGGACAGCGAGGUGCUACCGGACAGAAGGGCCAACCAGGUGACCCCGGCAUUAAUGGUGCUCCAGGACCAGCAGGGCCCAGAGGAAUGCCGGGCCAGGACGGCCGAGACGGUUACGGACCUCAAGGACUUAAAGGAGCGAAGGGAGAUCCUGGUUUUCCUGGUUAUCCUGGUCUGAUGGGUGAGAGCGGGCUGCAGGGACCUAAAGGACUACCCGGUCGCAAAGGGAACCGAGGCCGAGGGGGGAUCUCAGGCCUGCCGGGAGAAUCAGGAAUUCCUGGAAAUCCAGGAUAUCCAGGACACAGAGGUUCCCGAGGGUCUCCUGGAGGAAAAGGCAUGACUGACUGUCAGCUGAUCACCUACAUCAGAGACAACUGUGCUUGUUCCUUUGGCCGCUCAGAGUGCCCGGCCUUCCCCACCGAGCUGGUCUUCGCUCUGGACAUGUCUGAUGACAUGACGCCGGUUAUCUUUGAGAGACAGCGCGCUGCCCUCCUGUCCCUGCUGGAGGACAUCAGCAUCGUCGAGAGCAACUGUCCGACGGGCGCUCGCGUGGCCGUGGUGGGUUUCAACACCUACACCAAGUACCUGAUCCGCUUCCAGGACUACCGCCGCAAGUCGCAGCUGAUAGAAGCCGUGAAGAACAUUGCCCUGGAGAGGACGUCCAACAAGCGGCAGCUGGACGCCACCAUGCGCUUCGUGGGCCAGAACGUCUUCAAACGUGUGCGAGCGGGAACGUUGAUGAGAAAAGUGGCGGUGUUCUUCACAAAUGGGCCUCCAGAGAAGGUGGAUGACAUCGUAACGUUCGUCAUGGAGUACCGAGCUCUCAACAUCGUCCCCGCGAUCAUCUCACUGAAGAACGCUCCCAUCAUCAGCAGAGCCAUGGAGGUGGACGAUUCGGGUAACUCCAUCUUCACGGUGCUGGGGAGGCCGCAGACCAUGGCUGCUGACCUGAGGAAGAUCAGGAAAUGUGCCAUCUGUUACGACCCCUGCAGACCCUCAGAGGAGUGCUCCUUCAUCCAGGACCAGCAGCAGCCUCAGCAGGUGGAGGUGGACCUGGCCAUGGUGCUGGACGGAUCCAGGGAGAUGCAGGCGGACGAAUAUGCUGGAGCUCAACAGCUGCUGAGUUCUGUAGUGGAGCACCUUGCCUUGAGUCCUCAGCCACAACGGGCCUCAAACCGGGCCCGGGUGGCCCUGGUUCAGCAGGGCGCCGUCCAGGCCCCCAAGCUGGAGUUCGGCCUGCAGACCUAUCAGAACCAGAAGCUGAUGAGGAGGCACCUGGUCCAGAACAUGCAGCAGCAGGGCGGCUCGUCUGUGCUGGGACAGACGCUGGACUACACCCUGAAGGAGGUUCUGCUAAAGGCCGGCCAGCCGGGCCGGAGGAAGGUUCUGCUGGCAGUGGUGGCCACCCAGACGGCCUCCAGACGGGACCAGGCCAGGCUAAGCUACGUCUCCCAGAAGGCCAAGUGUGACGGGGUGGCGCUAUUUGUGGUGACGGUGGGCGACCGCUACAACCGGACUCAGGUGGAGGAGCUGGCAGGUCUGCCGGUCCAGCAGCACCUGAUCCACGUCAGCAGGCUGGUGGCCGACGAGCAGGGCUACGUCCAACGCUUCUUCAGGGUCUUCCUCUCUGCCCUCAGCAAGGGAAUGAACACUUAUCCUCCUGUUUCCUUAAGACGGACCUGUGACCAGCUGAGUGGACAGGAAGGACAAAUCUUCCACACACAGCAGGGCGUUGCUGAUCUGGAAGAAGUCUACAGAGAGGAGAGGUAUCAGGAGCAGACGGGAGGACAGACUCAGACCGGCCGGCUGGACAUGGUGGAGUCAGUGAUCCGAGGAGACCACCAGGGAUUCGUGUCAGGAGUUAACACCAACGCCCGCUGUCAGCUGGAUGCUGAUGCUGGUGUCCCGUGUGCCGACUAUGUCCAAGCCUGGUUCUUUGACACAUACAUGGGUGCAUGCGCUGCGUUCUGGUACGGCGGCUGCGGUGGAAAUGCUAACCGCUUUAACACGGAACAUGAAUGUUUCCAGACAUGUGGCGUCCCUCAUCCCAGCGUGGUGCUGCAGACGGAGCUGACCAGCUUUCCUUCUAAAGACGCCUGUCUCCAGCGCCAGGACCCGGGCAGCUGCCAGAACUACACCAUGAUGUGGUUCUUUGACACCGAGCAGAGCGAGUGCAGCCGCUUCUGGUACGGCGGCUGCGGUGGCAACCAGAACCGCUUCAAGACGCAGGAUGAGUGCGAGAACCUGUGUCUGACCACGAGCCGAUGAGGUGUUCCCGCCUGAACCCCAGACACAUCCUAGAAAACAUCACCUUCAAGGCCUCCUCCUGGUCCCACCCUGGUGUCUGUUUUCAUCUUCAACAUGCAUGUUUGCUUUCUACGGAGCCUCUGAAGGGUCACAGCGAGGAAUAUAUAUUUUUUCACCUUUAACUUUUGUCACUAAUGUUUUCCGUGUGAAGAGCUACGAGUUCGGUCUGCAGACGCUGAAGAGGGGACUCAUCUACAGCUGCGUCUCCAUGGUUACGUCAUCAUUAAAGGGAGUUGUAGCUUCUGGAAGCAGGGAUGUGUGGAGCCUUUCUGAGCAGCAGAAAGUCAGUUUGGAAAACGGAGAAGGAAUUUUGACGGGAAGCUAAGCUAACAGCUAAAUAAUUAAAAAUAACUCCAGUUUCACAGCAGUUUGAGUGAAAUCUAAAACGAUGAGAUUGUAGGAAUGAGUGCUAACGAACAGGACGACGUGUCUUCCACCGCGGAGCAGCAGCUGGGGUGUUUACAUCCGAACCUACUGAGGUCGAUUUGGACAGAACACAGACGUUAGUUUGUAAAAAUAAUCAGAUGAUCAGCUUCAGGAUGAGCAGCUGUUAGCUUAACGUCAGAUUCCUCCGACCCUCCGACGCAUGAGCUGGCUGAGCAUGGCUGCUCAGAAGUUCCUCACACGUCUCCACGUUAGAAAUACAAUAGAUUCCAUUAGAAAAAACAUGUUUUUGGUUGUGUCAUCACUAUAACCACCUUCCUACAAGUAAAUGAUAUGAGUCAUUUAUCAUCUGAACUUUGGUCUAAUCUGUUUUUUUUAAAUACCAGAUAUUUUCGGUGGCUUUUCUUGUUAUUAAGCAACUUUUCUAUGCAGAAAAAAAUUCUUCCAGGAGUCCAGCUCACAUAAUGACCUUCUGAGCGGUCCAUCAGGAACUUUCCUCAGGAACUCUGUUAGUUCCCACUGCAGAAACACCACCAGAUCUCCAGGGAAACCAUUUUACCUCUCCGUACAUUAACCUGCAAGCUGAUGAGUAGAAUCAGUUUUCAUCCGCCAGCAGGCUGAUGGGACAGACCGUCUCCAUGGAAACCGUCGAUGGGAACCUUGUAGUUCCUUGUUUAAAGUUCCGGGAACUGUGGAUGAAAACACAGCUGUGGUUUGAAACCCAACACCGAAACAUAUUUCAGCUCAGCCGGGCUUCGUGGGGUCAGAAGAAGGCCCCCCACCCCCCAUCAGAGACUUGUUUCAGGUUUUCUGUCUGUCCUCAGGUCAGGUGCUAUUUUCUGAAGCGUGUGGAGGCUGAUGUGAUCGUUUCUGUGGAAACAUGAAUGUUUGAAGGGUUCUCAGCAGAAAUAAAAAGUUUCUAUAAACCA